AAGAGUGCGCUUUAGUUACAGGCUAAGCGCCGCAGAUUUCGCGCGGGGCGGGUGUUGUCAUUGUAUUUUCACGUGACGAAAGUGAGUUUCCGUGGAAUAUUCGACAACGAAUCGCGCGAAAAUGCCGCCGAAAAAGCGGGAGAAAGAAUUAGAUGGCCAGAAGGGUCCUCGGAUGGAUCAAAUACAAGCAGAUCAUGAGCUAUUCCUACAGGCCUUCGAAAAACCAACCCAAAUUUAUCGAUUUCUACGUACAAGAAACCAAAUUUCACCAAUAUUUCUAUAUAGAAAUUUAACUUACAUGAAGCAACGUAUGUCUAGAAGCCAUAAAUCUCGACGGGGAUUUAAAAUUGACAUGAUAUUGGAAAAGUUAAUGUCAAAAAAUAAUCAAGCGGAGAAUCCAGGUGUCCGUGGAUAUAUGACUCUUACUUUUCUAGGUUUUUAUGAUAAAAAAGCUGAAGCACCACAGGAUCCUGUAAAAGUAGAAACAUUAUUAUUGAAAAUUUGUCAUAAGAAACGAAAGGAUGUGAGUUCGCCAAUUAUGCAGGUUUCUGUUGGUACGAGCGAAGUUCCAAUUAAUCCCUGUGAAAAUCAACCUCCGCCAAAAGCACCUACUAUAUCCAUACCUAACGAGUCCUUCAGCUUAAACAAUGGCCACGUAGCAAAGACUUACAUGCUUUUACUUAGAGUUUAUUGUACAUCCAAUACUGGCUGCCUUAUACAUAACUGUGAUUUAGAUGAACCAGCUCAGAAGCGUCGUAAAUCCUCCACUGGUUCAAUUAAAACUGGAGGGGAAGAAGUAAAAUUGUAUGGUUCUGAACUCAUAGUGUACGAUAAACAUAAUCGAUGUUUAUUAACAGACGGAGAUUAUGAAUUAGGUUUACAGGAAGUACAAACCAAUGUUCGAUCUAGCCCAAAGAAACACAGCUCUUGGGAGUCUGUACCUGACAUCAAAGAAUGCGGUCCUUUUGAAGUAUUCAGCAAAGGACCGACAUUAAAAUUUAGACUUAAUUGGACAACUGAACCGAGUAAUGGUUUGGUAGAUAGACCAGCUCCGAUACAUCCAGUACCAAGCGGCGAUAACAAAGAAAAUCGAUCUGGAAACACUGGUCUAGAACGUUCUUCCACAAAUAACAAUAAUAGUAGUACCAAUAAUAAUAAUCAUCAUAAUAACAACAACAACAAUAACAAUAAUAAUAAUAAUCAUAAUAGUAAUCAUAAUAGUACACUGCCAACAGCUAGUCCACUUAAUUCUUCAAGAAUGACAACAGCUAACGAAAAGACAGACACCUCAAUGGGUACACAGCAAAUAGUUUAUCAAUUUCUAUAUAAUAAUAAUAGUCGUCAACAAACGGAAGCCUGCGAGGAUUUACAUUGUCCUUGGUGCUCUUUAGACUGCGGCAAACUUUAUUCUCUUUUAAAGCACUUGAAAUUAUGUCAUUCGCGAUUUACAUUCACGUAUGUGCCGAUUCCACAAGGUGCUCGUAUAGAUGUAGCAAUAAACGAAUGCUAUGAUGGUUCAUACGCAGGUAGUCCCCAUGAAUUGAUUUCACAACCUUCUAGCGUAGCUUUCUCAAGGACAGGCCCAACAAGGCGCACAAGUGUGACAAAUAUUUUGGUAUGCCGGCCAAAAAGGACUAAACCAAGCCUCUCCGAGUUUCUGGAACUUGAUGAAAAUGAGUUCGAAAGCCAAAGACCUUACAUUACAGGACACAAUAGGUUGUAUCACCAUACUGUCACGUGUUUACCCAUAUAUCCAAAAGAAAUGGAUAUAGAUUCCGAGGGCGAGAACGAUCCAAAGUGGUUGCAAACAAAAACGAUGAUGAUGAUUGACGAUUUCACAGAUGUGAACGAAGGAGAAAAGGAAUUAAUGAAAAUGUGGAAUCUACAUGUCAUGAAAUAUGGCUAUGUAGGAGACUGUCAAAUACCGCUGGCUUGUCAGAUGUUUCUAGAGACUAAAGGAAAGGAAUUGCUCAUGAAAAAUUUAUAUCGUAAUUUUGUUUUGCAUAUGUGCAGUUUGUUCGACUUUGGUCUGAUCAGUCCAGUAAUUUUAUAUCAAACAAUUCAAAAAUUACAAGAGAUUAUGAAAGAAGGAGGGGAGGACAGUGAUAUUCGAAAAGUUUUACAAAAAUCUCACGAAGCUCAAGUCGAGAAAUGGAUUAAUUCAGGUUGUCACGCGUCUUCGGAUACUAAUAAGCAAAUUAGUACAGGUACUAAAGUAAACUUUAAUAUCGAUGGGACAAGUUCCAACGCAAGACGAAAAACUUCUUUGCCGCUUGGUUCGCCGAAUUCACAAAGUGUAAAAACAACGGUGUCUAUCCACAAUAAUGUUAGUAAACAUGCCAGCAUGAUAACAACAUCAUCGAACAAGACUGUAAAUCAUAGUAAUGCGAUUCAAAGCUCUAUUAAUAAAAAUUCUGGGACAUUUACAUCUAUACAAAGCAGUACAAAUAAAACUGCUUCUACAGUUUGUGUAACAAAUACUAUUAGCAGUAAAACCUCAACAAUGGUCUCGAUGUCUAAUGGAGUGUCUAAUCAAAAUGAAAUAGGACAAAGACAAAUCAGUGAUAUACCUACGCGGCGUAAAAGUACAAACUCGAUAGUUCAUGUUUCUGAAAGUACAACGCCUUUGCGUCGAAAAUCAAUGGCAAGUGAAAGUGCAAGUACUGAAUACCAUAGAAGAAAGUUGGUUUUGGAUACAAUACCGAACAACGGUAACACACACUAAAAAAACCACUCCAAAAUGAAAAUAGUUAUUAGUAACCGUCAUAUAUGCGUUACUAUGCUAAUUGUACGUUUUUGUACAGUAUUUGUUGCAAAGAAUAUAAUUGCGAUUAGAAUGAUUGACAUUAUAGCUAAUACUUUAAUCAUUGCUCUAGCCACUAAAUCAAUUUUUUAUGAAUUCAAAAGUUUUAAUGUAAAAAUGAAUUUGAAUGACUCAUGAUUUUAAUUAAAAUUAACAAAUGAUCGAAUAUUGAAAAGGAAGUAAUUCUGAAUAUACAUAGUCGAAAGUCAUUUCGUAAAUGUAUAACAUACCCAUUCUCUUUUGGUCUAGUCAAUGACAUUUUGUUUUUCAUUUUCUGAAGGUUUUUAUUUGCUUAGUAAUGUACAGAAAUCGUAUUGCC
Molecule: messenger RNA, 3122 nt
Organism: Colletes gigas
Lineage: Eukaryota; Metazoa; Arthropoda; Insecta; Hymenoptera; Colletidae
Gene: Su(z)12
Product: polycomb protein suz12-B
Exons: 9
Coding region: 122-2725 (867 amino acids)
Cellular component (GO): ESC/E(Z) complex; nucleus
Molecular function (GO): chromatin DNA binding
Source: RefSeq, a predicted model, not a curated record